GAAGCCCCUCCUCCUGACUGCUGAACACCGCACACGCACACGCACGCACACACACGCACGCACACACAGAAACACGCGCUCUCAGCUGCGGUCCAUCAGUCGUCCCUCGCCACUUCAGACUCCGAAUCUCCGGGCCCCACUGCUCCAGGUCUCUGGAUCCACAUCCAACAGCAGACAUCAGCAGCAUGGAUAAAUAGAUGAAAAGCAAAAGUAAAGAGACCAGAGUCCUUCCUUCGCUUCCUGUCAUUGAGUGUGGAGUAUCCCUGGAGCUCACGGAGACGCUCUGUAAUUAAGACUUCAGGGAAGCAGCCUCUCAUCGUCCCUCCGAGCACAAGAGACAGCUGUGGUCUAUAUGGUCCAGGUGAUCAGGUGGAGUCAGACUCUUCGGGCUCUCACACAGCUCCGGCAUGGCGUCGUCCUUCAUCAGCCGUCACUUCGCUCUCUCCCUGCAGAAGAACCUGUGGCUCAGUGGCCCAGGGUGUCGGUACCUCAGUAAGGCGGCACCAAAGACCCAGGUGGAGUAUGACUACGAUGGGCCCUCCAUGAAAACCUCAGUCCCUGGACCACGAUCACAAGAGCUUACAAAGCAGCUGGGAGACAUCCAGAAUGUUGGUGCGAUCAACUUCUUCUGUAACUAUGAUGAGAGCAGGGGGAACUAUCUGGUGGAUGUGGACGGCAACCGCAUGCUGGAUAUCUACACUCAGAUCUCCUCCAUCCCGAUCGGCUACAACCACCCGGCUCUCAUCAAGCUGAUGUCCGAUCCGAGCAGUCUGAGUACACUUGUGAACCGACCCGCCCUGGGCAUCCUGCCUCCGGAGAACUUUCCAGACAAACUCACGGAGAGUCUCCUCUCGGUGGCUCCCAGUGGAAUGGCUCGGGUUCAGACCAUGGCCUGUGGCUCGUGCUCCAAUGAGAAUGCUUACAAAGCAAUGUUCAUCUGGUACAGGAACAAGGAGCGAGGCCACAACAACCCGUCUGAGGAAGACCUCAGCAGCUGCAUGGUGAACCAGGUCCCAGGUUGUCCAGACCUCAGUAUUUUAUCUUUCAUGGGAGCUUUCCAUGGAAGAACCAUGGGUUGCUUGGCAACGACACACUCUAAAGCGAUCCACAAGCUGGAUGUGCCAUCGUUUGAUUGGCCGAUCGCUCCGUUUCCCAAACUGCAGUACCCGCUGGAGGAAUUUAGCAGGGAGAACGCUCAGGAGGAGGCUCGCUGUCUGGAGGAGGUGGAGGACCUGAUUGUGAAAUGGAGGCAGAAGGGGAAGCCUGUGGCUGGCAUUGUAAUUGAACCGAUCCAGGCUGAAGGUGGAGAUAACCACGCCUCCCCAGACUUCUUCAGAAACCUCCGCAACAUUGCACGCAAGCAUGGCUGUGCCUUCCAUGUGGAUGAAGUCCAGACUGGUGGAGGAAACACAGGAAAGUUUUGGGCUCAUGAGCACUGGGGCAUGGAUGACCCUGCUGACAUUGUGUCCUUCAGCAAGAAGCUUCUCACCGGUGGCUACUACCACAGAGAUGAAUUACAGGCUGAUAAGCCGUACCGCAUCUUCAACACGUGGAUGGGUGACCCAUCAAAGAACCUGCUCCUGGCUGAGGUUCUAAAUGUGAUCCGCAGAGAGAACCUUCUGGAGGAGGUGACCCGCUCUGGGAAAGCCCUGCUAAACGGCCUUUAUGACCUACAGGCUCAGUUCCCCGGCCUAUUGAGCCGAGCUCGAGGACAGGGGACCUUCUGUGCCAUUGAUAUCUGUGACGAUGCAACACGCAGCAGUAUCCUGCUCAAGGCCAGAGACAAAGGUGUCCUCCUGGGAGGGUGUGGGGAUCGGUCAAUCCGUUUCCGUCCAUCGCUGGUAUUCAAGGAAUACCAUGUGCACAUCUUCCUCAACAUCUUCAGCGAGGUGUUGGCCCAGCACAAAUAAAUGGUGACCAUGAAGGAACCGGACUGACACUGCAUGAGUCUAAGUUGAUCCAGAAUGGAAGGAGGGAACUCCAGACAGUCGGUGUCAUGAUAAGCACAAUCCCCACAAUUACUCACAAUUCAGAUCCAAUUAGCCAAUCCUCAUCUCCUUAGCCAGAAAUGAUGUCCUCUUGCUUGUGGUGCCAUAAAGCUGAACUCAGAAUUUCCCAGAAUGCUCUGUAAAAUAGAGCUAUGGAAAUAACUCCCAGGUCCAGAAUCAUUCUCAUCUCUUACUUGCAGACUGACUUGACUUUGGAUGACAUCAAUGUCAGACUGUACAUCUCUACCGUUUCCCACUCUGUUCUAGCCUUAGAUAAAUGUAAAUAAGACAUGGGGGAUCAACCUCACUGAUUGGCUCAGAACAGAUUAUUAUGUUAUGUAGGACUUAGUGCUCCUAUGCUGGCUUCAUCCAUUCAGUCACUGCGGGGAUUCCAGUAAGCAUGUAUGUGUGUGUGUGGAGAAGAAGACAGCCUGGAUGCAGAAUUCUGUGUCAGCGAUGGCUCCGUGUAGGAACACAGCUAUGACCUGCAUGUCAUUUAAUGCCGUCCAUUAGAAACGUCCUUGUAAUGAAUCUGUGUUGCUUUUAAUAGGAAUGAAUUUUGAAAUGUUAUAGCCCAGAAAAAACGUGAAUCUUAAAUGGACCAUGACAAUGUCAUUGAUUGUUUAGUGCCUGCAUGUCACUUACAUGUGCUCAUUUUUGUAUUCUCCUAUUUUUUAAUGCUCUAUUUGGAGCAGCCAUCGGCAACCUUAGUUGAACUCAAAGGUUUCAUAUGUUGGCAGAAUGAAUUUUCAGUUUGCAUCCAGCUUUGAAAUGCUUCUCUAAUUGAGCCUGACUAGAGGUUCAGCCUGUGAGCCACUCUGUGCAGAGACAGGCCCAAACAGGGAUGGCCUGUAAACAAACUGUAGCCAAGUUGCAGAAUUUGAACUCUGAGCACAUGUUGAUUGAGCAGCAAUUAGAUCAUAAGUAAUACAGAAAUGUAGCUCAUAAAGGCGUAAACAACAUUACGGCAUUCUUUUUACUAAUUCACUUACUGAAGACCUUGAUCGGUGUUUGAUGGAGCUUUUGGGCAAGUUUUGUAGCAGUUAAUAAAACAUGUAAUCAUUCAUUUUUUUCUGAUUGUUACGCUUCACAAAUAUAUAUAUGAAUAUUAUGUACAUUUUUUACAUUUAUUUUGCAUAAAUGAUGUCAAGUUAGCCAAAUGUAAUUUGUUCCGCAGGGUUCAGAGUCUUGUAUAGAGUCUAGUAUUGAAAGGAGAUCUGAUGAAGUAAGAACUGCAGGGUGUCCAUGUGAGCAAUAUGAUGGUUAUGACAACAGUGUCAGUAUCCCAUGUAUCCAUCAUGACCUUCUUUAAUCAUUUUUGACAUUCAUUAUUAUCACUUGUGAUCCGAGAUCGAUGGUUAUUGAUGUAAUUUUUUAGAUGGCUCUAACUGUUGUCCAUUUGUGAGGAAUAAACAAUGUUUUGAGUA
Molecule: messenger RNA, 3415 nt
Organism: Pungitius pungitius (ninespine stickleback)
Lineage: Eukaryota; Metazoa; Chordata; Actinopteri; Perciformes; Gasterosteidae
Gene: abat
Product: 4-aminobutyrate aminotransferase
Exons: 18
Coding region: 408-1910 (500 amino acids)
Biological process (GO): GABA catabolic process
Cellular component (GO): mitochondrion
Molecular function (GO): pyridoxal phosphate binding
Source: RefSeq, a predicted model, not a curated record